AUGAAUAAAUGUCCGAACACGUCGAAUAUGACAGUACAAAACAUCACCAGUCUCCUUGAAAAUGCUGCUCAAGAUAAAGGCAUUCUCUUCUAUCCCCAUGAAAGCCACGAAUUCAACGAACUAAACAUCGAUGGCAUCCAUGAAGAAUCAAUCAUUCUGCUUCAUUUCGAGGAUCAUGUGGAUAAUAUCAUCUGGCUCUGGUCUGUCUUGUAUGCAGGCUGUAUUCCUGCCAUGUCGAUUGCAUUGCCCAAAAGUACGAAUGACUGCGAGGUGCAUUUGAAUCAUCUGCAUGAUUUGUUAGACGAUCCAAUCUGUUUGACUAAAUCCGGAUUGUUGAGUCAGUUUCCAGAGACAAAGUUGAGGAUCGUGGAGAUUGAGAAACUGAAGCUGAAUGGUGAUCAAAGAGAGAUAUCCAGACUACAGCAGAUUGCCCUUCUUAUGCUGAGUUCCGGCAGCACAGGACAAUCCAAAGCAGUCUGUCUCACGCACCAGCAGAUCCUGGCCUCUGUUUCUGGAAAGUCAGCUGUCCUGCCAGUUGACAGGGAUUCAUUCUUGAACUGGAUUCGUCUCGAUCAUGUUGGCAGUCUGGUUGAGAUUCAUCUGCAUGCUCUGUAUCUCAGUUCCAACCAGGUCCAUGUUCAGGCAGAAGACAUCAUCCCCAAUCCAGGGUGGUUUUUGGAAUUGCUGCAUCGACAUAAUGUGGGGAGAACAUUUGCACCGAAUUUCUUCCUUGAAGAUCUUUUGGCAUUUCUUGAACGGAGCCCACCUGAGACUGAUGACAUUCAUCUGAAUCAUCUUCGCUAUCUCGUAUCUGGUGGCGAGGCCAACAGCACACAGACAUGCCAUCGUCUGUCUACGCUUCUCACUCGUUAUGGUGUACCACCAAAUGCCAUCGUCCCAGGUUUUGGAAUGACAGAAACUUGCGCUGGAUGUAUCUACAACAAACAAUGUCCUGAAUAUGACAUUCAGCAACAGAACGAGUUUGUCUCGUUGGGAGAGUGUACCCCGGGUAUAGAAAUGCGCAUCACGUCACCUGAUGAUGAUGAAAGAGCAGUCGGACGUCAGGUUAUCGGGAAUCUGCAGCUGCGAGGGGAUAUUGUGUUUUCAAGCUAUUUUAACAAUGAGCCUGUAACGUCAGAUGCCUUUGCCUCGAAUGGAUGGUUUAAAACUGGCGAUGUGGGUAUUAUCGAUGCUGCUGGGAAGCUCAAUCUCGUCGGACGCACAAAGGAUGUCAUCACGAUUAACGGACUCAAGUAUCAUCCCAACACGAUUGAGGCUGCGAUUGAGGAUGCAGAAAUUGAUGGAGUCCGUCCUGGGUGUGUUUCUUGUUUCGCGUAUCGUUCUUCUGGUGCAACGGAGGCGAUUUACGUUGUAUAUCUGCCUGCGUAUCCAUGGGAUGACGCAGAAGCGAGAUACAACACCAGAAAUUCGAUUAUACAGAGAGUGUUGCUUCUCACGAAUAGCCUCCCUUAUAUCCUCCCGCUCGACCCGGAUACUGUAGAACGAACUACGAUGGGAAAGAUAUCACGAUCGAAACUCAGCACUGCACUGCAGAAUGGCCACUUCCAGAAAUACGAAGCACCACCAGCGACAGAAACUGAAAAGAUCAUCCUUGCCGAAUGGGCCGAUAUCGCUGGCAUUCCGGAGAAGGCACUAGGGGUGGAACGGAGCAUGUUCGAGGCUGGAUUGACGUCUGUCAAGCUGAUAAGAUUCCAGCAAUGUCUGCGUCGGAGAUUCAGUUUUGGAGAUAGUCUUUCUGUCUUGACUAUCAUGACGAAUCCGACUGUGCGCGGUUUGGCGAAUGCAUUGCAGACUCACUCUAACAGCUACACGCCUGUCGUCACUUUACAACCUCAUGGAGACAAAACACCCCUCUGGCUCAUCCAUCCUGCUGCUGGGGAAGCGUUGGUAUUUCUAGAAUUCUCCAAAUACAUCACCCAGCGACCUGUUUAUGGCCUCAGAGCCCGUGGAUUCUACCCCGGCGAGACACGCUUCAGCAGUCUCCAAGAAUGCAUCACAACUUAUCACGCUGCGAUAAAAAAGCAGCAGCCUCAUGGACCAUACGCAAUAGCCGGGUACUCCUACGGCGGAAUGCUGGCUUUUGAACUCGCCAAAGUCCUCGAACAGCAUGGCGACGAAGUCCGCUUUCUCGCCAGCGUCAAUCGUCCUCCACACGUCCAUCCCAACCUGCAAAAGGUGCGGUGGACGACUUGUCUCACGCAUCUUGCCUAUUUCCUCGCUCUCAUUUCUGAACGCACAUUUCACGUCUUGUUACACGAGCUGAAAGAUGCUUCUCACGACGAAGCUAUAUCCCGCAUCAUCAACGCCGCAUCACCAUCCCGACUUGACGAACUCUCCUUGGACGCAUCGAAGCUCGAGACAUGGGCUGAUGUAACCCUGGGACUGCAGGAUAUCGCUCGACAGUACCAGCCCCAUGGAAUGAUCCAGCAAAUGGAUGUAUUCUACGGAGAACCGUUGGCAGUGGUUGAUUGUGACAAACGGGAGUGGCUUAGACGACUUCAGCGCUGGCAGGAGUUUGUAGGGAGUGAGAUUCGAUAUCAUGAGGCGUAUGGACAUCAUCAUAAUUUGUUUGGAGCGGAGAAUGUGUAUACUCUACAGAGGAGUUUUAGGAGGGCGAUGGAGGAGAGAGGAAUAUAA
This is a messenger RNA of Aspergillus wentii DTO 134E9, 2658 nucleotides long. RefSeq names its product non-ribosomal peptide synthetase. The coding region runs from base 1 to 2658 and encodes 885 amino acids. Gene Ontology annotation, molecular function: phosphopantetheine binding; CoA-ligase activity. Lineage: Eukaryota; Fungi; Ascomycota; Eurotiomycetes; Eurotiales; Aspergillaceae. Gene Ontology annotation, biological process: biosynthetic process; secondary metabolic process. The record is from RefSeq and is a predicted model, not a curated record. The transcript is spliced from 3 exons.